Zophobas morio is the source of this 1652-nucleotide messenger RNA. RefSeq names its product zinc finger protein 711-like. The record is from RefSeq and is a predicted model, not a curated record. The coding region runs from base 347 to 1621 and encodes 424 amino acids. Gene Ontology annotation, biological process: regulation of transcription by RNA polymerase II. Gene Ontology annotation, molecular function: DNA-binding transcription factor activity, RNA polymerase II-specific; RNA polymerase II transcription regulatory region sequence-specific DNA binding. The transcript is spliced from 3 exons. Lineage: Eukaryota; Metazoa; Arthropoda; Insecta; Coleoptera; Tenebrionidae.
CAUAACCUCAAACUUCAAUUCAAAAUCGCGGAUAUUUUAGAAGAAACGUAGUUGAAGACCGUUCGUGAGACCACCGGGUUUUAGAUAGAUGUUGACAACAUAACCUCAAAAACUGCGUGCAACAUAGGCAACACACAAUUCAUAUAAACACAUCAAAAAUAUUUCCUCCAUUUUAUUAGCUAAGAAAACGAAACUGGAUAAUUUCAGAGUGAUUUUGUCCCUUUUCUAUUACAGCAACUAUAAUUAAACACCGUAAGUUAAGAAGUGAGCGAAACCCACCUGUGGCACAAUUAUUCAUCAAAACAAUAAGCAAAGAAACACUUCAAGUUACCUAAAAACCACUGAGAUGUCCAUACUAGAAUAUUCUCAUAAACUAGUUGCUAACCUCUCUCGUACAAAAAACAUCCACGUCAGACGCCACUCAUCUUUACAAAAAUUCAACUGUGAAACCAGCAACAUUGAAAUUUAUUCUUGUACGGACUGUUCCUUCCAAACCAAACUAACACUUGUGUUUAAACAACACCUCCAAGACCACAGCAAGCAAGGAAAUAAAAACAACUACACCAUAAAAAACUAUAUUUGUGAACAGUGUUCCUUUGAAACGAAUUUUUCAAUAAGGUGGCUUCGACAUGCCACAACAUGUUUGACAAAUCAACAAGACAAUAAUAUUUGGCAUGAGUGUCAACAAUGCCCAUACAAAGCUAAAAAGAAGUCAACGUUGAAACGACACACAAUAGCGCGGCAUUUAGACGAGAAUGACAUUAAAUGGUACCAAUGCAACCAGUGCCCAUACAAAGCUAAAGAAAAUUCAAAGCUAACGAGACACAUAAACGCGCUUCAUCUAGACGAACACUAUAUAAAAUGGUGCAGAUGUGAAAAGUGUCCAUUUAAAACUAAAGUGAGGUUGCAUUUGAAAAACCACAUAAUUGCUCGACACUUAAAUGAACAAGAGAUUAAAUGGUUUGAAUGCAACCAGUGUCCAUACAAAGCUAAACAAAAAGUGCACUUGAAAUGUCACACCAACAUUCACCAUUCUGACACACACACUAUAAAGUGGUACGAAUGUAAACAGUGUCCAUAUAAAGCUAAACAAAAGUUUGCUUUACAUAAGCACGUCAACGCGCGACAUUUAAAAGAACAGGAGAUUACGUGGUUUCCGUGCGACAAAUGCCCAUAUAAAGCUAAGGAGAAAGAGAGCUUGAAAAAGCACAUAAGCAACUUGCAUCUAGGGGAGCAAGAUAUUAAAUGGUACAAGUGCAACAAGUGCCCAUAUAAAGCUAAAAACAGUUCUAGGUUGAAAGAGCACACGAAUGCUAAGCAUUUAGACGAACGGAGUACCAUGUGGUACGAGUGCGACAAAUGCCCAUAUAAAGCUAAAAGAAGUGGCCAUUUAAAGCUGCACAUAAUUUCGCAGCAUUUGGACGAAAAGGACAUUAAGUGGUUUCAGUGCGAGCACUGCCAGUACAAAGCUAAAACGAACGGGAAUUUAAAAUUGCACAUAAACUCUCAUCACUUGGAAGGCGAAGAUAUUGUUUGGUAUGAGUGUGCAAAGUGUCCUUUUAAAACUAAGUAUAAAGUAGCUUUAAACAGACACGUCAGUGCUAGACAUUGUGUAGUGUAAAGUUUUAAUAAUAAAAUCGUAUUCAGAGGGU